This is a messenger RNA of Prorocentrum cordatum, 201 nucleotides long. NCBI's taxonomy places the organism in Eukaryota, Dinophyceae, Prorocentrales, Prorocentraceae. The record is from the annotation of a GenBank genome assembly.
AUGAGCAGCAGCGCCCAGGCGUCUGCUUCCCUGCAGUCCACCGACGCGCAGCGAAGCUGCGCCUUCUGGGACGGCUUGGACAUCAAGGGCAGCGUGUGCCCGCAGCAGUGGCAGGGCCAGUACGCCGGGACUGCCUCGUGCAAGUCGUGCUGGGAGGGAGAGGACUGCGGGUGGACUUGCGACCUGACGGACGGCACCAAG